Messenger RNA from Seminavis robusta, 1574 nucleotides. The record is from the annotation of a GenBank genome assembly. Lineage: Eukaryota; Bacillariophyta; Bacillariophyceae; Naviculales; Naviculaceae.
CAAACCACGAGCUUGAAGCAACUCUGUUAGUGUUCUCACAACCUUGAGAGAAGGAAAGCACCUUGAAAAUUAGGCGUGACAAGCAAAAGACUCUCCAUGAUGAUCCAACAAGGAAUCUUUGUCACACUAUUCUCCUUGGCAGUGGCCGCUGAGACCUCUUCCGCUCCGAGAAUCCCAUAUGAUGGAAAGAAUCUGCAUCUGAGCUCUCAGUAUCGAUUGCAAGGUCAAGAUUUUCAUGAUCGGCACACAUCCUCGUCUCAGCCGGUGGAAAAAAAAGAGACGUCAUUUUUGGACCAAGAGGAAGUGAACGAUGAUGUGCAUCGACAUCAGCGUCAUCACUUGUAUCCUGAUGACAAGUAUCGUCACUACAAAUUCCUAAACACCCGCACAAAAACAACGACAACAACGGUACCAGAAAAGGAUCACAGCGACAAGGAGACGCAAGAAAAAGUCCACGACACGAUUAACAUACAUGAUAGACAAGAGCAACCCUACCAAUGGGUUCAUUCUGGAACCUCGAAUAUCAAGAAGCACACUCCGAACAUUCACCACCAAACAAUUUCGCUCGAUGACGACUUUGGUUUCACGAAAGCGCUGAAUGCUCACGAGACCACUGCUAAAUCAAUGUCCACAAAGAAAAACUCUGAAAAGAAUGGAUUUGCGGACUCCCUUCACAUGUUCGCCAUUUGGUCCCUGGACAACCUCUUUUGGCUGGUACCCUUUGUGGCUCAUUCUUACUACAAUGCACUUUACUUCUUCGUCACCUACCAAGUUUUGGUUGCAGCGAGUUGUGUCAUUGGGAGUGUGCAGGGAGUUACAUUUGAACAAGCACAGUCCUUGAAUAUGGUAUGGGGAGGAAUGGGGGCUCUAGUUUGCUGGCUGUUGGUUUGUGUGUUUUACUGGCGUUCUCGGCAAAGUGCAAGUGGGAAAAAGGUGGGAACCUCAUCAUCAUCCGUCGACGAGGAAUCUGGCUUGAACACCCCUCUCCUGCCACAAAAGGCACAUAAGCCAGAACAAAACCUGUCAAUGCCAGUAGCAAAGCCAACCGCACUCUUAACCAUUUCGAUGACUGUUUUGGCAGGAGUGGAUGAUCUCUUCUUUGUGCCUGUCAUCCUGGACAAGACUAUCUUGUCAUGGAAACAGAUUUGUUUGGGAUCCUUCGUGGCAGUCUUGCUCUGGACGUGCUUUGCAGUGGUGAUGGCUCGACUCCUUCAUCGAUUCAUGUCCGCUAUCCCACUCUACAAGGUUCUUUUCUUCUAUGCUGCGGUCAUGACAGGUCACAGCCAAUGGGAUCUGUUCUCGUCGCAUGCUGACGAGCUCAAGAUGCUCUCUCAUGAGGUCAAGCCAUGAAUAAGCCACCUUUUUUGGAACACGCAAUGACUCUCUGCCACCACGUGAGGCGCCACAGAACCGGCUGUGGGCAUGAGAAGAAAGUGAUCAGUUCUGGAGAUGAGACUACGGCCGGCGAACAGGGAAAGACCACCCGAGGAGGGCACAUCGGCUUGCUCCCCUUUGUCACACAAAUAGUCAAAGUACCACGAAGAAUGUAAAACUAAGAAUCGAAUCAAUCCAUC